This is a messenger RNA of Naegleria gruberi, 426 nucleotides long. RefSeq lists its product as uncharacterized. Lineage: Eukaryota; Heterolobosea; Eutetramitea; Acrasida; Naegleriidae. Bases 1 to 426 code for a protein of 141 amino acids. The record is from RefSeq and is a predicted model, not a curated record. The transcript has a single exon.
AUGAAAAUUGAUGGUAAAACAUUUGUAACUUGUGAACAAUACAUGAUGUAUCAGAAGGCACAAUUAUUCAAUGAUCAUGAAAUGGCAGAAAAGAUUUUAAAAACCUCCGAUCCAAAGCAAUGUAAAGAAUUUGGUAGAAAAGUCAAGAAUUUUGAUACCAAUCAAUGGGAAGCCAAUAGAGAUCGAAUUGUUUAUGAGGGAAAUUAUGCAAAAUUCACACAAAAUGAAGAAAUGAGAAGAGAUUUACUUUCCAGAUUGGAUGUUGAAUAUGUUGAAGCUUCUCCAUAUGAUAAAAUUUGGGGAAUUGGAUUGGAAGAGAAGGAUCAGAGAGCUCAUGAUAGAUCUCAAUGGAAAGGUUUGAAUUUAUUAGGUAGAAUUAUUACACAGAUCAGAGAUGAUUUAAUUAAUGAAUCAGCAAAAAAGUAG